This is a messenger RNA of Microdochium trichocladiopsis, 1434 nucleotides long. Its product is annotated as Metallo-dependent phosphatase-like protein. NCBI's taxonomy places the organism in Eukaryota, Fungi, Ascomycota, Sordariomycetes, Xylariales, Microdochiaceae. Gene Ontology annotation, cellular component: cytoplasm; nucleus. Bases 305 to 1237 code for a protein of 310 amino acids. The transcript has 5 exons. The record is from RefSeq and is a predicted model, not a curated record. Gene Ontology annotation, molecular function: protein serine/threonine phosphatase activity.
UCGGGCGAUAUCCUCCAGAGACGAACAGGCAUUCAAGCCAUAACUUGACCGCACUGUCAUUCGACUCAAGUUUCCUUGCCAUCAAGCCAGGGAAUAGUCACGGCGGUCCGCGCUUGAUAGUCGUUGUCAUAUUUGACGAGAGUUCUUUUCAACGCCACAUAUCACCUCUUACCACAGACGUGAAACAGGCUUGGCAUCAGACUGCGCUGCGUAUUUCUCGCCAGUCCUUGUUCCCUCUCCUCCUCGACUUCUUCAUCCCUCCCCGCCUCACCUCUUGCCGGCCCCUCGCUGGCAAGACCACGCAAUGGCGGACCAACAUGACGUUGAUCUCGACUCCAUCAUCGACCGCUUGUUGGAAGUUCGUGGCAGCCGUCCCGGUAAGCAGGUCCAGCUGCUCGAAACCGAGAUAAGAUAUCUUUGUACCAAGGCUCGCGAGAUCUUCAUUGGCCAGCCUAUCCUGCUCGAACUCGAGGCUCCUAUCAAGAUCUGUGGUGAUAUUCACGGCCAGUACUAUGAUCUGCUCCGGCUCUUUGAGUACGGUGGCUUUCCUCCCGAGGCCAACUAUCUGUUCCUAGGCGACUACGUUGACCGUGGCAAGCAGUCUCUCGAGACCAUCUGCCUGCUCCUCGCCUACAAGAUUAAGUACCCCGAGAACUUUUUCAUUCUGCGCGGAAACCACGAGUGCGCUUCCAUCAACCGUAUCUACGGUUUCUACGACGAAUGCAAGCGCCGGUACAACAUCAAGCUCUGGAAGACUUUUACGGACUGUUUCAACUGCUUGCCCAUUGCCGCCAUCAUUGACGAGAAGAUCUUCACCAUGCACGGCGGUCUCAGCCCCGAUCUCAACUCGAUGGAGCAAAUUCGCCGCGUCAUGAGACCGACUGACAUUCCUGACUGCGGUCUCCUGUGUGAUCUGUUGUGGUCCGAUCCCGACAAGGACAUCACAGGGUGGAGCGAGAACGAUCGUGGUGUUUCAUUCACAUUCGGGCCCGAUGUCGUUUCGCGAUUCCUGCAAAAACACGACAUGGACUUGAUUUGUCGGGCUCACCAGGUCGUCGAGGACGGUUACGAGUUCUUCUCGAAACGCCAGCUUGUCACCCUCUUCAGCGCGCCCAACUACUGUGGAGAGUUCGACAAUGCUGGUGCCAUGAUGAGUGUCGACGAAAGCCUAUUGUGCUCGUUCCAGAUCCUCAAGCCUGCUGAGAAGAAGCAGAAGUAUGUAUCAAAACUUUUCUAACUCUGCGUUUGCGUCAAGAGCAUGGAAAACUGACACACUGCUUUGCAGGUUCGGACGACGAUAAAUCGAGGGCGGCCUUCGGCUCUGCCUUUGAGAUAUUCGAUUCGAAGUCGGGCUUAGAUGGUCAGAAAUUCCCGACCAUAUUACGAUCGCGGCUAUACACCAUUGGCGCGAUACCUAUCGGCGCACUAAACACU